This is a messenger RNA of Protobothrops mucrosquamatus (brown spotted pit viper), 1603 nucleotides long. RefSeq names its product volume-regulated anion channel subunit LRRC8B. The transcript has 2 exons. The annotation marks the transcript as partial. The record is from RefSeq and is a predicted model, not a curated record. Gene Ontology annotation, molecular function: protein binding. NCBI's taxonomy places the organism in Eukaryota, Metazoa, Chordata, Lepidosauria, Squamata, Viperidae.
AAAGUGCUUGCUUCAUUUUAUGUUGUCUUGGUGAUUUUAUAUGGCCUGACAUGCACUUACAGUUUGUUAUGGAUGCUGAGAAGUUCACUUAAACAAUAUUCUUUUGAGGAGCUGAGGGAGCAGAGUAAUUACAGUGAUAUCCCUGAUGUAAAAAAUGACUUUGCCUUUAUUCUUCACCUGGCAGACCAGUACGAUCCUCUGUAUUCAAAGCGGUUCUCAAUAUUUCUCUCUGAGGUGAGUGAAAAUAAGCUGAAGCAAAUUAGUCUCAAUAACGAGUGGUCUCUAGAGAGACUGAAGAGCAAGCUGGUACGAAACCCUCAAGACAAAAUGGAACUUCAUCUUUUUAUGCUUAGUGGUCUUCCAGAUGAUGUCUUUGAACUCACAGAGAUAGAGGUUCUGACUCUAGAGCUUAUUCCUGAGGUUAAACUUCCACCGUCUCUAAACCAGCUAUCCAAUCUGAAAGAACUAAACAUUUAUCAUUCAUCGUUAACUGUAGAAUAUCCAGCACUGCACUUCCUCGAAGAUAAUCUAAAAAUUCUGCGUCUAAAAUCUGUUGAUAUGGGAAAGAUUCCACGCUGGGUAUUCUAUCUUAAAAAUUUACAGGAACUGUACUUGACUGGAUGUUAUGUGCCAGAACCCCAGAAUGGCUUCUGCAAUGAGGGUUUUCAAGACCUUGUAAAUCUGAAAGCAAUUCAUUUAAAGAACAGCCUUUCCCGCAUUCCUCAGGUGGUUACAGACCAAUUGCCUUCACUGCAGAAAUUAUCUAUUGACAAUGAGGGGAGAAAACUGUUAGUGUUGACCAACUUGAAGAAGCUCUUAAACCUGAGAAUCCUAGAACUGAUCAGCUGUGAUUUGGAGCGCAUUCCUCAUUCUAUUUUCAGCCUAAACUAUUUGCGUGAAAUAGAUUUGAAAGAAAACAAUCUCCGAACAGUAGAAGAAAUUAUUAGCUUUCAGCACCUUGAAAAUCUUUCUUGCCUGAAGUUGUGGCACAACAAAAUAUCUUACAUCCCUGUGCAGAUUGGUACCUUAGCAAACUUGGAACAGCUCUAUUUAAAUCACAAUAACAUUAAAAAAAUCCCACCGCAACUCUUUCUUUGCAUAAAGCUACAUCAUCUGGAUCUGAGUUACAAUAAGCUAACCUCUGUUCCUGAUGAAAUCCAAUAUUUAGCAAAUUUGCAGUACUUUGCUGUGACAAAGAAUCAUAUUGAAGAACUUCCUGACGAAUUAUUCCAGUGCAAAAAGCUACAGUACCUUCUUCUGGGACAUAACAGCCUAAUGCAUUUGUCCCCUCGAGUUGGUGAGCUUUCCAGCCUUGUUCAGCUGGAGCUCAAAGGAAACUAUCUGGAGUUACUUCCUGCUGAGCUAGAGGAAUGCAAUUCUCUGAAACGGAGUUGUCUAAUUGUAGAAGAAUGCUUGUUAAAAACACUCCCCCUUCGAGUAUCAGAGCAUGUACAGAUAUGCUUGGACAAAGUUUGAGUUUGAGAAAAGUGUGCAUGUGGACAAAAAUCAUGGUUCAAAGGAUACACGAAAGAAGAGAAACACAGGUCUGCCCAUUGACUUCAGUUUCCUAAUUAUAAAUCGACAUUAAAAUCCUAAGCAGAAA